AUGAUGAUGAACAACAACUCGUCAACAAAAUCCGAUUCCGAAGUUAUCACACGAAUAACUCUCCCGGAUCAACUCAUAGCAGACCAGAUUCUAUCAAGACUUCCGGUAAAACCCCUCAUUCGCUUCAAAUGUGUUUCCCAUGGUUGGCUUUCUAUAAUCUCGAGUCGCGAAUUCGCAAAAACCCACCUCCAAUUCUCGCUUUCAAAACCUCAAUGUCUCAUUCUAUCUGAUAUGUUUGAUAGAAAUAACUCGUACGGCCAUUGUUUAACCUUUGAUAAAGACUACAAUGUCACCGAUUUUGUUAGUUUGGAAAAUAAAUAUCCCGCUUUCGGGGCUACUAGCAGUCGUCCACAUACUAAUAGUGUGGUUGACAUUGCUAAUGGCCUAGUGUGUUUGUACGACAGGCGGAUUUUGAGUUUUCAUGUAUGGAACCCUGCGACGAACCAAUACCGUUCUACUGGCAGUCCUGUCCCCGGCUAUCAUCCGGGGGAGAAUACAAUGGUUUUGGGUCUCGGGUUUGGUUUUAUAUCAUCUAUUAAUGAUUAUAGGAUAGGAUUCUAUUGGGCAGCCUUACUUCAUCCGGAUGAAGUAAACCGAAGUGAGGUUAAGGAUCCUGUGGAAUACUAUAUAGGUGGAUUGAAUUUAGCGAAUGGAAAAUUGAAGAGAGUCCAAUUAAUGGAUUUGCGCAAUAAAGAUUAUAGCAUUUUUAAGGUGUUUCAGAUGAACGGGUGCUUGACAUUGGGUUGCAUCGAGUAUCAUAAUGAUAGAUUUGGGCUUAAGAGUUGCGAGUUUUGGAUGUUAAAGCAACAUGAUGACCCGAGACCUUGGGUGAAAUUGUUCUUCUUCUAUUCUAAUGGGUCAGAUCUGCUACACUUAUUUGAAUCGGGAAAAUGUUUGGUAAGUACGUUUGAUUAUGAGAUGGAUGGGCUUCUGUUACAUGAUCCGAGUCAGGAAGAUGCUGCUGAAGAAGCUACUGUUGUUUGGAGAGGAGAGGAGGAAGGACAAUUCUUCUACCAUUUUAAAGGACAUGCGAUGAAUUAUGUUGAGAGCCUCGUUUCGCCUUUUGGAACAAACGUGUUUGAUCAGGAUGGAGAUGCUCAUUAG
Molecule: messenger RNA, 1104 nt
Organism: Chenopodium quinoa (quinoa)
Lineage: Eukaryota; Viridiplantae; Streptophyta; Magnoliopsida; Caryophyllales; Amaranthaceae
Product: putative F-box protein At1g31090
Exons: 2
Coding region: 1-1104 (367 amino acids)
Molecular function (GO): protein binding
Source: RefSeq, a predicted model, not a curated record